AUGGCACAUUUCUCCCUCUCUUUCUCUCUCUCAGUUAAAUUAGUCCUGCCUCUCUCUCAGUUCAUAUCUGUCUGCCUUUCUCAUUUCAUAUCUGCCUCUCUCUCCCUCUCUCAGUUCAUUUCUGCUUGCCUCUCUCUCUCUUUUGCUCACUCUCAGUUAAAUUCUUCCUGCCUCUCUCUCAGUUCAUAUCUGUCUGCCUUUCUCUCUCUCUCUUUUGCUCACUCUCAGUUAAAUUCUUCCUCUCUCUCAGUUCAUAUCUGUCUGCUUUUCUCACUUCAUAUCUGCCUCUCUCUCUCUCUCACUCUUUGCUCACUCUCAGUUAGAAUUCUUCCUGCCUCUCUCUCCCCUAUCUGUCUGCCUUUCUCAUUUCAUAUUUGCCUCUCUCUCUCUCCCUCUCUCAGUUCAUUUCUGCUUGCCUCUCUCUCUUUUUGCUCACUCUCAGUUAAAUUCUUCCUGCCUCUCUCUCAGUUCAUAUCUGUCUGCCUUUCUCUCUUUCUCUCUUUUGCUCACUCUCAGUUAAAUUCUUCCUGCCUCUCUCUCAGUUCUUAUCUGUCUGCCUUUCUCACUUCAUAUCUGCCUCUCUCUCUCUCUCUCUCUUUUGCUCACUCUCAGUUAAAUUCUUCCUGCCUCUCUCUCAGUUCCUAUCUGUCUGCCUUUCUCAUUUCAUAUUUGCCUCUCUCUCUCCCUCUCUCAGUUCAUUUCUGCUUGCCUCUCUCUCUCUCUUUUUUUCACUCUCAGUUAAAUUUUUCCUGCCUCUCUCUCAGUUCAUAUCUGCCUCUCUCUCUCUCUCUCUCUCUCUUGCUCACUCUCAGUUAA
Messenger RNA from Acanthosepion pharaonis, 816 nucleotides. NCBI's taxonomy places the organism in Eukaryota, Metazoa, Mollusca, Cephalopoda, Sepiida, Sepiidae. The record is from the annotation of a GenBank genome assembly.